Messenger RNA from Aedes albopictus (Asian tiger mosquito), 1458 nucleotides. It is a transcript of the gene Cdk4, whose product is annotated as cyclin-dependent kinase 4. The transcript is spliced from 5 exons. Gene Ontology annotation, biological process: regulation of G2/M transition of mitotic cell cycle; regulation of gene expression; protein phosphorylation. Gene Ontology annotation, molecular function: cyclin binding; cyclin-dependent protein serine/threonine kinase activity; ATP binding. Gene Ontology annotation, cellular component: nucleus; cytoplasm; cyclin-dependent protein kinase holoenzyme complex. Bases 174 to 1127 code for a protein of 317 amino acids. NCBI's taxonomy places the organism in Eukaryota, Metazoa, Arthropoda, Insecta, Diptera, Culicidae. The record is from RefSeq and is a predicted model, not a curated record.
UCGCAUUCUGACAGCAAAAACAGUCGCAAGCCGAUCACGCAUCAAAACAACGCGCUCUCGCGCAACGCAAGCUGCAGCCGAAGUUCAUUUUUGUUUACGCCUUUUCUUGCUGGAAUUUCCUGCGGGCAAAGGCGCGGAAAUUACCGUUAAUUAAAAGUGCGCGCGUGCCGGAAAUGGCACCAACCAAACAGCUGCAGCAGCACCACACCGUGAGCACCAUGUUUCAGCUGAGCACCAACUACGAGGAACUGAAUGUGAUUGGCACAGGAGCAUACGGAACCGUUUAUAAGGCACGUGACCUCAGCAAUGAAGGCAACAUAGUUGCGCUGAAGAAAGUAAGGGUGGCCUUGACGGAGGACGGGGUGCCAAUGUCGACGCUGCGGGAGAUUGCACUGCUGAAACAGCUCGACGCAUUUCAGCAUCCGAAUGUUGUUAAACUGCUUGACGUUUGCCAUGGACCGCGUCUGGAGCGAGAAGGGCAACUUGUCCUGUUUCUGGUGUUUGAACAUCUCGAACAGGACCUGGAUGACUACAUUAAACGGCUUCCUCCCGGCGGAAUGCCUCGGAUGACCAUUCAGCGUCUAUCGCGCGAGCUCCUGACCGGUGUCGAUUUCCUGCACUCCCAUCGAAUCAUCCAUCGCGACCUGAAGCCGCAGAAUCUCCUCAUAUCGGCCCAAGGUCAGCUGAAACUGGCCGAUUUUGGAUUGGCCAAGACGUACGAUUUCGAAAUGAAGCUAACCACCGUGGUUGUAACGUUGUGGUACCGUGCUCCGGAGGUGCUGCUCGGCGAACCCUACCACAGUUCGGUUGACAUCUGGAGCUCGGGCUGUAUCAUUGCGGAGAUGUUCCAACGGGUGGCAUUGUUUCCGGGUACCUCGGAAGGCAAUCAGUUGGAGAAAAUAUUCGAAUUAACGGGAAGACCGUCGGAAAGCCAAUGGCCGCGUGGCAUUUCGGUGGCGCGGGAAAACUUCCGACCGACCCAGCAACGUGAACCCCGUCAGCUGUGCUCGAAACUGUGCGAUUUUUCCAACGAUCUGCUCAAGAAAAUGUUGGCCUUCAAUCCACGGGAGAGACCUUCGGCCCUGCAGUGUCUUCAGCAUCCCUACUUCACGCAGGAACCGAUGUGAACAGAAUUCACUCACGAUAUAUUUGAACUAGAAAUGGUGGUACAAAUCAGCCCCGAGCACGCUGCACACUGCCAUACACACGCAAGACCCAGACUAGACACGUAAGUAAUAACGUACAGAUUUCUAAUGAUUAUAGGUUUCAUACACGUAGCAACUAGCGAUUUCUCUCCGGAUCUCGGAUGGGAAAAAAUCGAAACUUGCGUUUAGGGUAAGAUUUGACAGUGAUGUAGAAUCACAUGUGAGAAUAUUUUCCAUGCUUUAACAUUUUUCAGUUCAAUCAAUUGUGACAAACAAUGCAUUUUGUACGAAAUUAUAGUACAUACACAAAAGA